AUGCAUCUUGCCCCCUCCUGGGGAGGUAGCGCGAGAAGCAGCAUCGGCUCGGUCCAUCCCGUCCGCAGGGGUCUCUUUCUCAGCUCUCCUGUCACUGGUGUCUACAAGAGAGGCCCUAGGAGUGUCUUCUUCCAGCCGCGAUCCCCUUCGCUGGGUUUUUUCUUUCUUCCCGUCGAAGGAGUCAUGAAGGAACAAUUGACUUCUGGCUACGGCUCCGCUGUGUACGUGCCACCUAUGAUGGCUCCACGGCUUCGCUCCGUCAUCGCCUCUGCCAGUGGCUCCUUAUCGUCCUCCACCACUGCCUCCCAUUCUCUUGAUUACGACUGGCGAGGGAACCAGGGCCCGGCGCUGAAUCCUGCAGGUGGUGAGAACGCGUACGGGUAUUUCCGGCAGCCGUCAUCGAGCUAUGCUAGAUUUGCCUAUGACGACUACUCGGAAGAUGAUUCUGAUAGGGACAUGGAUACGUCAUCGACGUCCUCCAAUAAAGUGAGUGCUUACUUAGCAUUUACCGUCUCUUAUUCUCGAUGAAAUUUCCCAAGCCGUAGAAACAAAUACUGCUCCUUUAUCUUUCAGUUAGUAUUAUUAGUUUUUGUUCAGAUGGGAUUUUGAGCUCGACUGUUCCCCAAGCCGAGGUGGAGAGAGCUAAAACUUGUGAUCAGAUAAAUGAAACAGUUAAUAUGGAGAUGUCUGGGGAAGGCUUGAACUAUAUUUUGAACUUUUGGUAUGUAUGUCUGUGGUUGCAUGUGAUUCUAGCAUCAGAUGAUGGAUGUGCUUUUUAGAAUUGUAUCUACAACAUAUUGUUGCCAUGCUUUGGUUGUGUCCACUUUUUUUGUGAUAGUAUGUCUAUGAGGAUUGUCUUUGAUGAUGGAUACCAGUGAUUCGUAAAGCCUGCUAAGCUUGACAAGGAAAAUUAUAUUUUAACAAAAGAUAAAAAAAUGACCAAAUAGUUGCUAUUAGCUACCUUUUGUAAGAAAACGAGUGAUCCUCAAAAUUACAUGGCAAUGUCCCUUAACAAUGUGGACCACAGUUGCUGUGGGAUUCGUUUCCAGUUUCAUGCGAACAGAAAAAUGCGGGUCAAGCAAUAACGAAAUUUCUUGGUUCUCAUACGCUCCUCGUAUGCAUUUUGCUCAGAUUCUAGUAUUUCGUUUGAUUCCGUUUAACUCUAAGCAUUAACUGAUUUGAAACCCCAUGUGAGUUCUGGCUGAUUUAAGCGGAUAUGAUAGCAGCCGCUUUCAGUUCCCUCAAUAUUUUCUUUUGAGGUAAAAGUGUGCAUUAGACAAUACUUUUCCGCUUUUUUACUGUUAUAAAUCAACGCAUAAUAUUCAUUUUGGGCAUCCAAGCCUUUCUCCACCAGUUUAGCCUAGCUCUCUUGACCUAGUAAGAGACCAGGCACAAGUACGUUAUAGUUUCCUCUAAAAAGCACAGUCAAGUCUUCUGUGACUCUUAAUUUAUAGGUAACUUGGAAAUUCUAAGGGAUUCAGUGAUGAACAUUUUUCGGGAAAUUAUUGUUUAUGAUCUGGUAUUCUUGCAGGUGCCCUUGAAUGAACAUGCAGGAAGAAACCUAAAACUUUUAAAAAAAUAAAAUUCUCUUAAACUUUCUCUGCUAGGUCUACAGUUCUGUCAAUGCUGUUCCAAGUAACUUCUACGAUUUUACACCCUGCAGGGACGUGAUCAAUAUUUGUUCUUUAUAUGUGGGCACUGUGAAUGGGUUUGACGUUUCUUCAGAAACGAACUUAUUCGAUUGUUCUACAUGUCUUUGUUCAAAUUUCCAUAGACAAAUUAAAUUUAUUUCAGUCUGAUAUCCAAACAAAGUUAAUACCUAUCCAUAUUCUACUGAUUUUUAGUGGAAUUUUUUCGUACUGAGUUUCUACAUACAUUUCAUUUCAGGGCUCUACACUUGAUAAUGUUGAUGAGUGGAAAUGGAAGUUAAGCAUGCUUCUGCGUAAUGUGGAUGAACAAGAGGUGGUGUCUAGGGAGAGAAAAGACAGACGGGAUUAUGAGCAGCUUGCUGCAUUGGCCUCUAGAAUGGGUUUAUUUAGGUAUGAUUUCACUGUGCGGUCAUGGAAUUGGCAUCUUCCAUCUUUCAGUGCAGACCUUAUUGUUGAAUGUUGACAUUUUGCAGUCGUCAGUAUGCUAAAGUGAUAGUUUUCAGCAAGGUUCCUUUACCAAACUACAGAUCUGAUCUGGAUGAUAAACGACCACAACGGGAGGUAGCUUAUCAUGAAAUUUGAUUGAUCCCUGCACUCCAUUGAGAUAGAUUCUUUGAUUCGCCAUGCUAUAAUUUAUAAUCGCGAAAUAAAUCUAUAGCCAUCCCUUUAGGUUUUAUUGGAAAAGUUAUAAUAAAGUCGAGGACUUUUUAAAGUAGUACAUAGGGAAUUUAUUAAUGACUCCUCAAAAGAGCAUGAGUAGAAAUUCUUUUUCAUACAAUUUCUAUUGACCUGCUGUGAUAAAUUGUGCAUUUGUUUCUAUUUUUAAAUUGAAGUGAUAUCUAUUGUUUCCGCAAUAGAUAUCUAUUGAAGGAGCAACGAUGGGUUAACUUGUGAACUAGCUAAUUGAAUCGUUUUUGUCUUAUUUAAAAUGACUCUCCAUCUUUCUAAGGUCUCACCAUUAAACACCAUGUGAUGCGGAUUUGGUUAUGGAGUGAAUUGUUAAAUACAUUCUAAUAAAAAAUAAUAAUUGGUUAAUACAGUGAAUAAUGCUAUAGCGUUUGAUUUAUUUUUCUGGUUGAUGCCCUAUUUGAAUUUUUUAGCAUUGAUUUAGUCUAUUGGUUCGUUUGCACCGCAGGUGUCUCUUCCUUUUGGCUUGCACAGAGAGGUUGAUGCUUUGCUUGGGGAGUAUCUUGCUCAGAAGCGAACAAAUCGAGAUAACUUUCCUAGUGCUGCCUUCUUCAGGUCGAGCAGUACUGACAGUUUUACUACUGAGGACGGAUCAUUUGAGCAACAAGAAUCUCAGACAUCUACUAGUGCUGUCAUGGAGAGGAUCCUCAGGAGAAGAAGCUUGCAAUUGCGUGAUCAACAACAAGCUUGGCUGGUAGGUUCUACUUCCAUGAAUUUUCAAAUGUCGCUCCUUUCUUUUGUCCUCCCUCCCCCCUUACGUCCCAUUCUUUUUUUGUGUUGAACCUCUUUGUCUCUGCUUUUGUUUUUUUUAAUUAGUGAGCCUUUUUUUUUUAAAAAUUUAUUCCCCAUAAUUUUACAAUUUUAUCCUCUGCACAAUACAUUUCUUUUGAGUUUUUCGUUUGAUUCUCUUUAUGGAAUGCGGAUGGAAAUUUUAUGCAAUUUUUUAGUUUAGGGAAGGGUAUACUACCAACUUAGCUGUGGAAAAAAGUGUUGAGCUUGUAGGCUAAUUGAAGUCAGGGAUUUGAUUGCAUUCAAAUAAGUGAAGUUUGACUACUUGCAUAGCAGUGACAUUUGAUUUGCACAUACUUUGGAACGAUUCAUGAAUGAAACUCUCUGGUUUUAUCUCGAAGUGUCUUUUAACCUUUCAUUGUUUGGGUGCUUUCUAAUCCAAUUAUCUCAUAUGUGCUGUGAUGUUCUUCUUUUAUAGGAGUCACCUGAAGGUCAGAGAAUGUUAGAAUUUCGCAGAAGCCUUCCAUCUUUCAAAACAAGAGAUGCACUGUUGUCUGCCAUUUCACAGAAUCAGGUUUCUUCUCAUAAAGGAUGUUCUAAUAUUUCUAUCAUGACAUUAUAGCAUCUAUUGACAUUUAAAGUGUAACAGUAUUUUUGUCGACAUAAUUUUUAACUGAGACUAACGAAUAAGCAAGAUAAUAGUUGGCAUGUUGUACGUAGAAGCCCUUAAUUUGGCAACGUCCUGCUAGGAUUUAUCUAUAGUAGUUUACUCCACUCAUCGUAGCCUUUUACUUUUGAUGCUGUUAUUUAUCCUGUAUUGUUCGAAUGUUUUCUAUGGAGAAGAGGUUCUUUCCCAGGAGAACGAGAAUUAUUGCUGAAGGCUACUUUCAUAUUAAGGACCACCCAAUGGAAUGCUUUUGUGAUCAAUGAUUCCAACUUCCUAGUGUGCAGACGGAGUAUACUAUUUCUCCUAAAGUUUUGAACAAGAAGCUAUAUUUAGUUUAGCAGACCUACAUUCUUUUUGAGGAGAUUUUGCUACCAUUGGAAAAUCUAAAUGUGGGAAAAUCCUAUUGGAUCAUAUCGUGUCAGGCAAUUCAUGACUCUGUGAUGCAUCUUGUCUUCACUUCCAUGUACCUCAAAGCCCAGUUAGAUUUUCUUUCCUGAAAUGAGCAUCUCCAGAUAUUUUUUGUUCAUAAAGGGAACCAAAAAAGUAGGAUACUGGGUUCAUCAAAGAGAAGGAUUUUUUGGCUUAGUGGAUCUUAUAUAGGCGCUGAUUGAUGAAUUUCUGUUUAUUAAGAGUUUCUGCGACAUGUUUGAUUAAGAAAUUGCUGAUAAUGAUCAUUGGAAAUCAAUUCAGGCGAUCAAUUCUCAUUCUAUCAUCCUGCAAUGCAGAAAAUGAAUUGCAGAGUUUCCUGAAUCAAUGAUGCCUAUUUUUUCAACCCUGUAACUGCGGUACCAUGUUUUCAGAAGUAGAACAUUAGGUCACUUAUCGGGACCUUACAGUAAAUUAUGGGCAUUUGCUUCUCCUAUUGCAUUAGUUGUAAGAGGGGGGCUUUGCUCUUUUUUGCUUGAGGAGAAAUGGUUGAUUACACUGAUGGAUCAGUGCAUCUGUCUUCUUCAUUCAUGUAUUGUACGUACUGGGAAUAAUUUCCAUAUGUAAGGUAGUGAUUCUUUCUCUUUAUCUGCAGGUUGUAGUAAUUUCAGGUGAAACGGGCUGUGGUAAAACUACUCAACUUCCACAAUACAUUUUAGAGUCUGAGAUAGAUGCUGCUCGCGGUGCCGCAUGCAGUAUCAUUUGUACACAGCCUAGAAGGAUAUCAGCUAUGUCUGUAUCUGAAAGAGUUGCUGCGGAAAGGGGUGAAAAGCUGGGUGAAUCUGUAUGUUUAACCUUUCUACGCAUUACUGAAGGUUUUGGAUGUGUAUAUGAUGCUUUUAUGUGCUUAAUUUAAAAUUUAUUUCGUUCUGAUAGGUUGGUUAUAAAGUUCGCCUGGAAGGGAUAAAAGGUAGGGAUACCCGACUUCUGUUUUGUACAACAGGAAUUUUACUCCGAAGACUAUUAGUAGACAGAAAUUUGAAAGGUGUAACGCACGUUAUUGUGGAUGAAAUUCAUGAGCGAGGCAUGAAUGAAGGUAAAAAUAGUUCAACUAGUUGACCAUAUUCUUUUGCGGAUGAGAUUUUUGUGUGCGUAGUGAAGUCUGAAUUUAUUUCUUGAUUUUUUUGGUCAGAUUUCCUGCUAAUUGUUUUGAAAGACCUUCUUCCUCGUCGACCAGAGCUAAGGCUUAUUUUGAUGAGUGCAACUCUGAACGCCGAACUAUUCUCUUCAUAUUUUGGGAGAGCACCUGUUAUACACAUUCCUGUGAGUUGUCUUCGUUAGCUCUUAAUGCAUUAUGGUGCCUUUUACAAAUCAUUGUCCUGGCGACUCUGCCCGACACACACGAUUCAAUAUUUUUUCUAGAAAGUUUUGGCAUUGCAAUAAUUUCUAGCUAAGGCAUAAUCUGUUUAGAUGUAUUAACUUAAAUGCACUUCUAUUUCAUUUUGUUACAUUUUUCAUAACAGUUGGUUUUGUGCUAAAAGGUUCGUUCUCUCUGGCUCAUUAAAGAUCAUUUUAAAUAUUUUUCAAUUGCUACUCUAAAUUGGUUGUACACGAGAUAUCCUAGAGAAAAAGUGCGCCCUCCCUUUGGUCCAUCAUCAUUAUUUUAUCUUUUUGUUUCAAGACAUGGCAUGUUGCUUGAUAGGUUUGAUAUUCUUUCCAGUUUCCAUUAUUUGUUUUUUGACGUUGCAUCUGCCAAGUAAUUAUGUCUUCCAUCAUUGAGUUUCUUUGACUUUUGCUUAUACAAGCGUCCUUGUUUACUUUCAUCUCAAGCCAUUGUUCCAGUUAUGAUCUCUUUGUGAAUUUCUCUUUUAUGUUGAUACUUUUGCUUCGAGAUGAAGAUGGAAAGAAUGCAGUUUAUUUGUUCUCCAGAGCUUUCUUUAAUAGAACUAUAGUGUUGCAUUUGUGUUUAUAUUUUAGGAGUUGAUGUUUGUCGUCCUUUCACAAUUUAUAUUAAGCAAGAUUGUUGUUUUGGCAUCAUCAAUUUCUUCAGCAAACUUUCAUGGAGGGAUUUAAUUGUCUUCAGCUUACAAUUUAAUUUUAUUGUACGGGAUUACUGUAUUGGAUGAAGCUCUCACUCUCUGGGUUAUGGGAUCAUUUGUAGGGCUUCACUUACCCAGUUAGAACUCGAUUCCUUGAGGAUGUUCUUGAAAUGACUGGAUACAGAUUGACAUCAUAUAAUCAGAUUGAUGACUAUGGACACGAGAAGUCGUGGAAAAUGCAGAAACAAGCUCUCAGGAAAAGGAAGAGUCAAAUUGCUUCUUCUGUGGAGGUAUCAAGAACCUAAUCCUGGCAAAAGAAAGAGUAGAUUGAAAUUCCAUGGUCACCGUUUCUUUCUCCAUUGUACAGGAUGCUUUAGAAGGUGCGGAUUUUAGGGGGUAUAGCUUGAGGACUCGCGAGUCAUUAUCAUGUUGGAACCCAGACACCAUUGGCUUUAACCUUAUUGAAGAUGUUCUAUGCUAUAUUUGUCAGAAAGAAAGGCCUGGAGCUGUUUUGGUCUUUAUGACUGGGUGGGAUGACAUAAAUGCUCUAAAGGAUCAGCUACAAGCUCACCCUCUGCUGGGAGAUCCUAACAGGGUUUUAUUACUUGCAUGUCAUGGAUCAAUGGCAAGCUCAGAGCAGGUACUUGACUUGUACUCCGACCUGUAAACUCAUAUGAGCUUUUAGUAGUUUUGCUACAUGUUGUAAUUCGACAAUUUUGAAGUAUACUGGCGCGAUACUGAAGUACACUAUGGUCGAGUAUAUACUUAUAUCUGAUGUUAUUUGAGCUCUCCUGUUGUACUCCGUGAAUGAAAUAUUCAUCAUUUGAUCGUAAUAUUAUGUGAAAUUGGAUUUUCUUACAUCCACAUGACUUUUUAAAGGUAAUUUUUUUCUGGAUUUUUUUUUCUAGUGUAAAUUCAAUAAAACAGCUUUUAGUUCCCGCUGGUAAAGCUGAUUCUCAGGGUUUUAGACUCUGAGAAGGAAGCUUGGGUAGGAUGAUGAGGAGAGGGAAGAGAAAAAAAGAGAGUAAGAAAGAGUGCUAUUGAUUCAUUGUAUUUAUAUGUAUUUAAAAUUUACUUAAUGGAUUGAAAGUGGUUUAAUAGUGCUCAUAAUUUUGUUUGUCUCUUGCAGAGAUUAAUAUUUGACAGGCCACAAGAUGGGGUGAGGAAAAUAGUUCUUGCAACAAAUAUGGCUGAGACGAGCAUCACAAUCAACGAUGUGGUUUUUGUGGUUGACUGCGGGAAGGCAAAAGAAACAUCAUAUGAUGCAUUGAAUAACACACCUUGUUUACUUCCUACAUGGAUCUCCAAAGCUUCUGCUCGACAGGUAAGGAUUUAUUCCAUAUAUUUGAGUGAUUUUACCCCCAACCUCCUGAUAAAGAAGAAUGACAAGUGCAUACAUUGAAUUUGAUCUAUGUGCCAUGUGGUGAAAAUUUUCGUGUGCCAACCACGAAGAAGAGUUCUAGAUCCAGACUAAAUGAAGGAAAUGGCAAUGUCGUUUAGUACUAUUACUAAUUUCUGAUGUUCAGAGCUGUAACGUUAUCUUCAGUCAACAAAUUACUUAGCUCAUCUCAUAGGUCACUAGAUCCAUUUAUGAGCUUCUACAGCCAAGAAAGUUAGAUGGAGUCUCUUUUAUAUAUCACAGAUCAUAUUUCAACUGAUUCUCAAGGCAUGCAACUGGUGCGCUGAUAUUUAAUUGAACUCCUUGUAACUUCUUGUGAUUUUAAGUUAGUUAAUCGUGACAAGAUUAGAGUGACGAGAGUUCACGCCUUGAAUGUAUCACCAAUAUCUUUAGAACUAGGAAAGCUGCUGUGACCUGUAUUUCUUGCCAUACAUGCUUGAAGUUUUAAAAGUUAUUUUUGCUUGUCAUAUAUCUGACAAAAGCUUUUGAGUGAAGGAAGUGUGAAUGGAGAGUACAUCACCAGCCACUAGAUUUAGUUAGAAACCUGCUUUAUGAAGUACUCCAGCAAAGACCAGUGUUACUUGCAAGGCUACCUUUCUAGAUGAUCUCUCUUUGGUGAAUGAUCCCCUUUGGGAUUAUUUGAAUAUCAUAGUAUUUUAUUGAUCAGACGAAUUGUUUGUGUGUGUAUGCAUGCGCUCGCGCACGAUCUUGUGGAUAUUCGUGCAUACAGAGACAAUGAAAUAUUAUUUUAGCCGAUGUUUUUAAUUAUCAAACGGCUUUUUUGUGUCAAUACGGUAUUUCCACCGUCGUCCAUUCUUAUGAACUUCAGAAAAUAGUUUAGGGGCUUUAAUGGACUUGGUCAAUUUGGAAUUGGUUCAUAAUGGGUGACUCUACUGCCUUUUCUUAAAAUAUUAUUAUAUUUUUUUUCUAGGACAGUUUAUGCCAUGCAAUGAACCUUAAAAGUCAAAACUGUUUUUAACAUUGGAAAAAAUGUGAACUAAACUUUUUGACAUUUCUUCGAAUACUAGUGAUUACAGUUCUCGUGUACGUUAUCUCUAUCACCUUGGAUUCCCCAUCUUACGAAUUUAAUACUUUUGAUUUAAUUAUUCAUAUAACUAUCACAAUUUUUUAAAAAUGGCUCUUUUGUUUGCUUUUGGGCGUAUUAUCUAUCAGAGGAUACUGUAGUUUAUUCUCUCACCCGUGCUCCUUUCUGCAGAGAAGAGGAAGAGCUGGUCGUGUUCAGCCUGGAGAAUGUUACCAUCUCUAUCCGAGAUGUGUGUAUGAUUGUUUCUCAGAGUACCAGUUGCCUGAGCUUUUGCGGACACCUUUGCAAUCUCUUUGUUUGCAGAUCAAAAGCCUACGUCUUGGAAGCAUAUCUGAAUUUUUAUCUAGGGCUCUACAAUCUCCAGAAUCAUUGUCGGUGUGUCUGGAUUCUUUAGUACUUGUUACCAUAUCAUGAUUCCUUGCUGUCUUGUAAUAGUCUGUGUUCGUCUUGUAUCUGUCCUAUUUGUCACCUCGAUUUCUUUCCUCUUGUAGGCUGCUCCUAGAUUUGGUCGGUGUUUUCUUGACAACUGAGAUUUUUUUUCUUUUUUGGCAUUCCCUUUGUGCAGGUUCAGAAUGCAGUGGAAUACUUGAAAAUUAUUGGUGCUUUGGAUGAGAAAGAAGAAUUGUCUGUUCUAGGUAUCAGGAUCUUCUAUGAAAUGCGUUUAAAACCUUGCAUCAUUUAUCUUCUCAUUUUGUUGAUCUCUAUUGGCAGGACGUCUAUUGUCUAUGCUUCCAGUGGAGCCGAAACUUGGAAAGAUGCUUAUUUUGGGUGCCAUAUUCAAUUGUCUGGAUCCCAUACUGACUAUUGUUGCUGGCCUCAGUGUUAGAGAUCCCUUUUUAAUGCCAUUUGACAAAAAAGAUGUAAGAUAUGAAAACUGACUUUCAUCUAUGCCUUGCAAAAAAGAUUUGAUUUUGCUGAGCAUCUGAUUAUGUCUAUUCUGGAGCCUGAAUUUCGUGCCAUUCUGUACUUGCAUGAGACUUUUAUCUGGUCCAUCUGGAGUUCCUUGAAUAUUUUGACAUAGUAAUCUUAAUCCCAUGUGCUCUUGAUAUUCUCAGCUUGUUGGUUACUAACUCCAAAUUGUCUUUCAAAAGGCACCUAUCGUUAGCUGUGGCUUACCUGAUCUACAGUUUGCUGUUGGUUUCAUUGCGAUUGAUUUCUGCUCAUAGAAAAUUCGAAUUUUCUGAAUUUGGUUCCACAAUACAUUUUUUUUUAUGAUAGUGGGAUUUGGGCACAUUAUUUCAUUACAGCGGCUCACAAGUGGCUCUUAGAAAGAGCAAAACAUUUUCAUUCAUUAAUCUCUAUUUUUGCAAUGACAUUGAGAUCUUUAUCUCCUUUUGCCUUCAUUAAUACUUCAAAAUCACAAAAGGAUGCAUUUUAGGGAGGGUACCAAUGAGAGUAUUACCUUUAGAUUUUGUUGAAUUUCAUGACGAGUCGUCACCCCCCGUCACGAAUCCUGUUGAGGCUUACUUUUUCAUUUUAAAACAUACAACUCAAAGAGGCCGGUUUCAGACUAUUUUGCAUUUAAUUCGGCCAAAACGAAAUCGAUCAUCUUCUGUUUCUCUGGUGGGCUCGAUUCAAGAUGGAUUUGUCAAUCCAAAUAGGAAUCUGGCUCGGCCUUGGUUAGCCUCUGACCAGGGACCGGAAUUGCCUAACUUGGCCCAGUUUGUGUCAGAGUUCAUUGUGUAUAGCCUGUUUUAAGUAUAUAGCAUGUACACAAAGAAGUUAGGGAAGAUAAAAGAUUGGGAGGUUCUCCAUGACAAUGCUUGCAAACUGCUUCAAUGAUUCAAAAGCAUGGCCAAGGUGCAGUGAAAUUAGUAGACUGUUUGAGACCAUGAUCGAAACAUUAUCCGUCCAUCAUGCAUCCUAACUGGUUGUUACAGUUUCUAGUCAUAUCACGAGCUUCAAGUUUUUCUAUUUAUGCCUCAGAAGGUGGUUACUUUAACGAUAUUAACCACAAUGAAAUAUUUCCGUCUUUUUCUGCAUGUCAACGCCAUGUCAUUUCUGCAUCUUUGCAUUGACUUGUUAUUUUAGUUCUUAAGAUGCCCUGCACAUUGAUCUUAUGUGAAUUAAUGUUCUUCUGAUGCAGCUCGCAGAAUCAGCAAAGUCUCAGUUCUCCUGCAGAGACUAUAGUGACCACCUUGCGCUGGUCCGAGCCUAUGAAGGUUGGAGGGAAGCAGAAAGAGAGCAAUCCGGAUAUGAAUAUUGCUGGAGGAAUUUUCUUUCGGCUCAAACACUUCGGGCCAUUGACUCUCUUCGGAAGCAGUUCAUGUCUCUGCUGAAGGACGCUGGUUUGUUUGAUGACAGUUCCGGCUGCUGCAACAGGUGGUCUCAAGAUGAAAACCUUGUUCGCGCUGUCCUUUGUGCCGGCCUGUAUCCCGGAAUUUGCUCGGUUGUGGUGAGUCUCUACCUCUUUUUUCUUCCUUUACCUUCUGUGAUUGUUUAUUGCCCUUCUUCAUCGGACUAAGUACGAAUUCUUCUUCAACUCUCAAGAACAAGGAGAAGUCCAUAUCCUUGAAGACAAUGGAGGACGGCCAAGUCAUGCUUUACUCGGUGAGCAAUCUGCUGUACCAUGAACAUUGAAAUGAAAAUGGCAGAUGGAAAUCUUCUAAAUGUGUCUGUGCUUUUUUCUCUCUCCUCGGAUAGAACUCUGUAAAUGCUCGGGAGGCAAGGAUUCCUUUCCCGUGGUUGGUUUUCAAUGAGAAGGUGAAAGUCAACUCUGUGUUCCUUCGGGACUCCACUGCAGUGUCUGACUCCGUUGUUCUCCUGUUUGGGGGAAAUAUUUCUCGAGGCGGACUUGUAAGUUGUUCUCAUGUUUUUUAUUUGCAGGAGAAGCCUCGACCUUUUCUAUUCCUUUCUUUUUCUGGUAUCUUCUCUAGUUACUGGAACGCGUUGACUUUCUCUGACAGGACGGGCACUUGAAGAUGCUUGGGGGGUACUUGGAGUUUUUCAUGAAACCUGAACUAGCCGAAACAUUCCUAAAGUUGAAACGAGAGCUUGAUGAGAUCAUUCAGAACAAGGUAACUGGAUGUCUAAUAUGAUCCAAUAUUCGAUUUCUACUAUUCUCUUGAAUAUUUCUGGAAUUUUUUUUUCCCAACCGUGUUCCAACCAGCUUCAUUACACCUUUCCCAGUUUAUCAUGGUUGACUUUAGUUAUCUACCUGACAGCUUUUGAAUCCCAAGAUGGACAUUAUUGCCAGCGAAGGACUGUUGUCAGCUGUCCGGAUGCUGGUCACAGAAGACCCAUGCAGCGGCAGGUUUGUUUUCGGUCGUCAGGAGCUGAAACCCAUGAAGUCAAGGUCAAUCCCGCCGAUGAACUCAGGUGGCGGCGGUGACAAUCCGAAGAGCCAGCUGCAAACACUGGUGACCAGAGCCGGCCAUGACGCCCCCACUUACAGCACAAAACCUGCAAAGAACAGCCAGUUCAGGGCGACGGUUGAGUUCAACGGGAUGCAAUUCAUUGGGCAGCCAUGCAGCAACAAGAAGCUUGCGGAGAAGGAUGCUGCAGCAGAGGCACUGGAAUGGCUCAUGGGUGGGGCCCCUGCCGGCUACCGAGAUGUUGACCAUGUGUCAAUGCUACUUAAAAAGAACAAGAGAAAACACCACAGAAGGAUCUGA
Molecule: messenger RNA, 12195 nt
Organism: Spirodela intermedia
Lineage: Eukaryota; Viridiplantae; Streptophyta; Magnoliopsida; Alismatales; Araceae
Source: the annotation of a GenBank genome assembly